AUGUGCAUCAGCGUGGAUUCGCGUGCGGUGCGGUCGGGCGUCAUCACUUGUACCCCUAAGAACCAACGCACACAGACAGAAAAGCGACUCGGUUUUCGGCCGUGUGCGCCCACACGACGAGGCGGGCACGCGAUCCCCGAACGGAUGCAGCGCGGUGAUGAAACCGACACAGAUUCUAACGCGCAUUUGGUAAUCGAAGCUCGUGAAAGUCUGCCGGGGAGGUAUCUCGCGGUAUUGUGCUCGUCCCACUUGUGCGCCUCACUGUACGCCGUCGACACCGAAACGCCGAGAGUGACGUUUCCGAAUAACGCCGCGCGCCGCCGAAAACCGCUUGCCCCGCGAACUGGAACGAGAACUGUGCUCUCGUCCCAGUUUUGGGACGCGAAACUGCGUGCGCUCGUCGAUUGGCGUAUUGCGAUCCCCGUAUGCGUUCAGUUACAAGCGAAUCUGCGAGGUGCACCGUCUCGAGUGGGUCGCUCCACUGGGUCAAGCGACUCGAUGGGGCUCGGUUCGGGCAGCGAGUGCGGCGGCGGCGGGUCGGGCGGCGGCGCGGCCGCUCCGCAGUCGGCGCGCGUCACGUCGAACGGCGCCGGCGGCAUGGCGGUGAGCCGCGUGCCCAGCCCGUUGCACGACGGGAACACCCCUGUCGCCGAGAACUGGUGCUUCACGCAGGUAAAGGUGGUGAAAUUUAGUUAUAUGUGGACAAUAAACAAUUUUAGUUUCUGUAGAGAAGAGAUGGGUGAAGUGUUAAAAUCAUCGACUUUCUCGGCGGGUGCUAGUGACAAGUUAAAAUGGUGUCUCCGCGUCAACCCGAAGGGUCUCGACGAGGAGAGCAAAGACUAUCUAUCGUUAUAUUUAUUAUUAGUGUCGUGUAACAAAUCAGAAGUGCGGGCAAAGUUCAAAUUCUCAAUAUUGAACGCGAAGCGGGAGGAGACAAAGGCUAUGGAGUCGCAGCGAGCGUACAGAUUUGUUCAAGGCAAAGACUGGGGCUUCAAAAAGUUCAUUAGAAGAGACUUCCUGCUGGACGAGGCGAACGGCCUGCUGCCCGAGGACAAGCUGACGAUAUUCUGCGAGGUGUCCGUUGUGGCGGACAGCAUCAACAUCAGCGGGCAGAGCAACGUGGUGCAGUUCAAGGUGCCCGAGUGCCGGCUCUCCGACGACCUGGGCGCGCUGUUUGACAACGAGCGCUUCUCGGACGUGACCCUGGCCGUAGGCGGCAGGGAGUUCCAGGCGCACAAGGCCAUCCUGGCGGCGCGAAGUCCUGUGUUUGCGGCCAUGUUUGAACACGAAAUGGAGGAAAGGAAAAGAAAUAGAGUGGAUAUCACCGACGUGGACCAUGAAGUGCUGAGGGAGAUGUUGCGUUUCAUUUACACAGACCGCGCGCCAAAUCUGGACAAAAUGGCCGACGAUUUACUAGCAGCGGCCGAUAAGUACGCGCUGGAUAGAUUAAAAGUGAUGUGCGAAGAAGCUCUAUGCUUGAGCCUUUCGGUGGAGACUGCAGCUGACACGUUAAUAUUGGCCGAUUUACAUUCGGCCGAUCAACUCAAGGCGCAAACCAUCGACUUCAUUAACACGAGUCACGCGACGGACGUCAUGGACACGGCCGGCUGGAAGAACAUGAUCUCGUCGCACCCGCACCUGAUAGCGGAGGCGUUCCGCGCGCUCGCCACCCAGCAGCAGCAGAUCCCGCCCAUCGGGCCGCCCCGCAAACGGGUGAAGCAGGCC
This is a messenger RNA of Iphiclides podalirius (scarce swallowtail), 1725 nucleotides long. The record is from the annotation of a GenBank genome assembly. NCBI's taxonomy places the organism in Eukaryota, Metazoa, Arthropoda, Insecta, Lepidoptera, Papilionidae.